CUCAAACUAUCAUCUUUUGUUAUGGCUGGUGGUGGUGGUGGUGGUUGUCGUUCUGCUCGUCAUCGUCUGGUCCGUCGUCUUGCAGCACCGCCGCAGUGCUGUCCGUCUCGCCCUUGUGGUGGUGCCUCUCGCUGGCCCGCCUGUCGGCGGCAGAGGGCGACGCAUCCUGCUCUGUGGACGGCGCAGGGCCCGGUGCGGGUGUGGAUGCCGACUCCUUCUUGUCGUCCUGCUGUGUGUGCGGGGUGCCGUCGUCCUUGGUGGUGUUGUUGUCUGUGGUGAGUUGCGGUGCGUGUGCCUCAGUGUCCUGGUUGUUGUCGUCUUCUUCCCUGGGAGCGGGGGGAGGGGGCUCGGUGACGGGUGGGGAGAUGUCCCACUUGGUCUGGGAGGCCGCAAGGGGGGUCAGCAGCUCGGCCACCGACGCACUGCCCUCCUCUUGCUGCUUCUCCUUGCGGAUCGUGAACGACACACCAGUGUAAUCCUCAACUGAGAGUUGAGACACAACCACACACACAGGCAGACAGACAGACAGACAGACAUGGACAAAUGCGUGGGUGCCUUCGUGUUUUGCCUCAUGUGUCUGUCUGUCUGUUUGUGUGUGUGGCUACUCACCCCAGUAGUACCACUGCGUUUCCGCCCUGAGUUUGUAGAAUUUCUCGCCGGGCUCGGCGUACCGCGGCGCGUGCUGGGGCGUGUCCGCUUCCAUGAAUACGCGCUUGGCCACACAGUGCGUCGGCUGGUGCUGAUAUGUGAGAUCAGAUCACACAAACCCAACCGACAGAGAACACAAUGGAUGUCCAUGCCAUGCAGUCUGCAGGGUGGCCAGGCAGCCCGAGGUCUGAUCAGAUCUGAUCUGCCUUCCUCUUCCUCCCUCCCUCCCUGCCGCCUGUCUGUCUGUCUGUCUGUCUGCUUCCCCUCCCUCGGCGCCCCGCCUCUGUUUGCUCACCGGCUGGUACACCUUGAGUUCGCCGUUGGAGAAUCCCCACGUCAUGGCUGCCGCCGGCUCACACGACACAACCAACACGCCGCUGUCCACACAAACGCCACGCUAUGCUACGCUCGCUGCUCUACAGUACGCUGCUGGCUACAGAAAACCCGAC
Molecule: messenger RNA, 1097 nt
Organism: Vitrella brassicaformis
Lineage: Eukaryota; Vitrellaceae
Source: the annotation of a GenBank genome assembly